Molecule: messenger RNA, 990 nt
Organism: Mercenaria mercenaria
Lineage: Eukaryota; Metazoa; Mollusca; Bivalvia; Venerida; Veneridae
Exons: 2
Coding region: 1-990 (329 amino acids)
Source: RefSeq, a predicted model, not a curated record
AUGGGGACGGCCAUGGGCAGUCCGUUCGCCCCUACCUAUGCAUCAUUGUUCAUGGGUAAGUUAGAGCAAGACUUUUUACAAAGCCAGCAGCUGAAACCUACAUUGUGGCUUCGAUUUCUGGAUGAUGUUUUCAUGAUCUGGGAUCAUUCACUCGACGAACUGAAUAGCUUUGUUAAAGCCCUUAAUGAAUUACAUAGCUCUAUUAAAUUCACGUAUGAAAUUUCAACGAAACAUGUGUCAUUCCUGGAUGUUGAUCUUACGAAAGAUACCAGUAAUAACAUAUGCACCAAUGUACAUGUUAAAAAUACUAACAUCCAUCAGUACCUUCUCUACUCCUCUAAUCAUCCAAAGACUUGUAAAGACGGUAUUCCCUACAGUCAGGCUAAGCGAUAUCGUCGUAUUAUAUCUGACGAUAAUCAAUUUGCUAAAUCUCUGGACACUCUACGUGAAUUUUUCAAAUCCAGAAAUUACCCAGACAGUGUAAUAGAUGCUGCAUUUAACAAGAUGCAUAAUGUUACACAAGACGAAGCUCUGAAAUACAAUAACAAUUCUGAUCAGGUUGAUAUUGUGCCUUUUGUUACUGAAUAUAAUCCCUCCCUCCCUAACAUUGCUAGUAUCAUACAUAAAUACUGGGAUUUAUUUAAACUAUCGCCAAAUGUCUCAGUCCAACAGUUGCAUUCCUCAAGACCCGUGUUAGCAUACAAACGUGAUAAAAAUCUUAAAGACUUCCUUGUAAAGUCUAGAUAUUCUGCAAUGCCCCCUACCCCCAUCAGCGCCCGUUCCAGCAAAUGCUACCGACCUAGAUGUACACAUUGUAGCAAGAUAGUAGAAACUGAUGAAUUCUGUGAAACAAUGGAUAGUACAAAAGAACCAUCUACAACUGGAGGAAGAACAUUGACAGCAGUCCUACUUUAUGUUGAACAAGGACCGGAAAUAUCAACACUGAAGGACUGGAGCUGCGCUAGAAAAAUUAAGAGUGUAUUGCUUUAG